AUGUCUUCUAGGCCAGUUGUUAGUGUCCAUCUGAUGCCUCUCAUGUCUUCUAGGCCAGUUGUUAGUGUCCAUCAGAUGCCUCUCAUGUCUUCUAGGCCAGUUGUUAGUGUCCAUCUGAUGCCUCUCAUGUCUUCUAGGCCAGUUGUUAGUGUCCAUCUGAUGCCUCUCAUGUCUUCUAGGCCAGUUGUUAGUGUCCAUCUGAUGCCUCUCAUGUCUUCUAGGCCAGUUGUUAGUGUCCAUCUGAUGCCUCUCAUGUCUUCUAGGCUAGUUGUUAGUGUCCAUCUGAUGCCUCUCACGUCUUCUAGGCCAGUUGUUAGUGUCCAUCUGAUGCCUCUCAUGUCUUCUAGGCUAGUUGUUAGUGUCCAUCUGAUGCCUCUCAUGUCUUCUAGGCCAGUUGUUAGUGUCCAUCUGAUGCCUCUCAUGUCUUCUAGGCCAGUUGUUAGUGUCCAUCUGAUGCCUCUCAUGUCUUCUAGGCUAGUUGUUAGUGUCCAUCUGAUGCCUCUCAUGUCUUCUAGGCCAGUUGUUAGUGUCUAUCUGAUGCCCCUCAUGUCUUCUAGGCUAGUUGUUAGUGUCCAUCUGAUGCCUCUCAUGUCUUCUAGGCCAGUUGUUAGUGUCCAUCUGAUGCCUCUCAUGUCUUCUAGGCCAGUUGUUAGUGUCCAUCUGAUGCCUCUAAUGUCUUCUAGGCCAGUUGUUAGUGUCCAUCUGAUGCCUCUCAUGUCUUCUAGGCUAGUUGUUAGUGUCCAUCUGAUGCCUCUCAUGUCUUCUAGGCCAGUUGUUAGUGUCCAUCUGAUGCCUCUCAUGUCUUCUAGGCCAGUUGUUAGUGUCCAUCUGAUGCCUCUCAUGUCUUCUAGGCCAGUUGUUAGUGUCCAUCUGAUGCCUCUCAUGUCUUCUAGGCUAGUUGUUAGUGUCCAUCUGAUGCCUCUCAUGUCUUCUAGGCUAGUUGUUAGUGUCCAUCUGAUGCCUCUCAUGUCUUCUAGGCCAGUUGUUAGUGUCCAUCUGAUGCCUCUCAUGUCUUCUAGGCCAGUUGUUAGUGUCCAUCUGAUGCCUCUCAUGUCUUCUAGGCCAGUUGUUAGUGUCCAUCUGAUGCCUCUCAUGUCUUCUAGGCCAGUUGUUAGUGUCCAUCUGAUGCCUCUCAUGUCUUCUAGGCCAGUUGUUAGUGUCCAUCUGAUGCCUCUCAUGUCUUCUAGGCCAGUUGUUAGUGUCCAUCUGAUGCCUCUCAUGUCUUCUAGGCCAGUUGUUAGUGUCCAUCUGAUGCCUCUCAUGUCUUCUAGGCCAGUUGUUAGUGUCCAUCUGAUGCCUCUCAUGUCUUCUAGGCUAGUUGUUAGUGUCCAUCUGAUGCCUCUCAUGUCUUCUAGGCUAGUUGUUAGUGUCCAUCUGAUGCCUCUCAUGUCUUCUAGGCUAGUUGUUAGUGUCCAUCUGAUGCCUCUCAUGUCUUCUAGGCUAGUUGUUAGUGUCCAUCUGAUGCCUCUCAUGUCUUCUAGGCCAGUUGUUAGUGUCCAUCUGAUGCCUCUCAUGUCUUCUAGGCUAGUUGUUAGUGUCCAUCUGAUGCCUCUCAUGUCUUCUAGGCUAGUUGUUAGUGUCCAUCUGAUGCCUCUCAUGUCUUCUAGGCCAUUUGUUAGUGUCCAUCUGAUGCCUCUCAUGUCUUCUAGGCCAGUUGUUAGUGUCCAUCUGAUGCCUCUCAUGUCUUCUAGGCCAGUUGUUAGUGUCCAUCUGAUGCCUCUCAUGUCUUCUAGGCCAGUUGUUAGUGUCCAUCUGAUGCCUCUCAUGUCUUCUAGGCCAGUUGUUAGUGUCCAUCUGAUGCCUCUCAUGUCUUCUAGGCCAGUUGUUAGUGUCCAUCUGAUGCCUCUCAUGUCUUCUAGGCUAGUUGUUAGUGUCCAUCUGAUGCCUCUCAUGUCUUCUAGGCUAGUUGUUAGUGUCCAUCUGAUGCCUCUCAUGUCUUCUAGGCUAGUUGUUAGUGUCCAUCUGAUGCCUCUCAUGUCUUCUAGGCUAGUUGUUAGUGUCCAUCUGAUGCCUCUCAUGUCUUCUAGGCCAGUUGUUAGUGUCCAUCUGAUGCCUCUCAUGUCUUCUAGGCUAGUUGUUAGUGUCCAUCUGAUGCCUCUCAUGUCUUCUAGGCUAGUUGUUAGUGUCCAUCUGAUGCCUCUUGUUUUGUUUGUAGUGUCAUCAGCCAGUCAAUAA
This is a messenger RNA of Physella acuta, 2175 nucleotides long. RefSeq lists its product as uncharacterized. Lineage: Eukaryota; Metazoa; Mollusca; Gastropoda; Physidae. The record is from RefSeq and is a predicted model, not a curated record.